UUUUCUCGUUGUCGGUUGUUAUUUGGUCGCAACGGCGGUGAUUUUUUUUGAUUUUCUAUUGAAAUUGUAACGAAAAUUGCUGUUCAGUUCGGUUUAUUUGGUUCCGGUACAGUGUCGAUAGUCGGUGCCGGUAAAUUUGCUUUCAUAAGUUUCGUAUAUCAUUGCUGGUGCUUCCAAUAUCGGCUGCCUGGUGAGGUUGCAGAUUUUCGAAAUCGGCACAGGGCGUAAUCCGAGCCCUUGCUCCGAAUAUCCUCAAAACCGGAUGCCCAUCGUUGCCAUCUCGUUACCACCGAAUGUCUGAGCUUGCUCUCGUUACCCCGCAGCGUUAUGGACUCGGAAUACUAUGAUGAUCAACAACAGCAACAAAACCAGCCCAAGAAAUCGGCCAAGCAGAACAACGCUCUGCCGCUAUGGGGAAACGAAGGUACCAUGAACCUGAACCCGCUGAUCCUGGCCAACAUCCAGGGUUCGAGCUACUUCAAAGGUACGUGUUCGAAGUGUCCUUGUUCAAACUGAAGACCUACCAUGAGGUGGUGGACGAGAUUUACUACCAGGUUAAGCAUUUGGAACCGUGGGAGCGAGGCUCCCGGAAGACGUCCGGCCAGACUGGCAUGUGCGGCGGAGUCCGUGGUGUCGGUGCCGGUGGCAUUGUGUCAACCGCCUUCUGCCUGCUGUACAAACUCUACACCCUUCGCCUGACCAGGAAACAAGUGAACGGACUACUUUCCCACACCGAUUCACCGUACAUUCGAGCUUUAGGAUUUAUGUACCUUCGCUUCACUCAACCUCCCGGUGAUCUGUACGAUUGGUACGAGGAUUACCUGUUGGACGAGGAAGAAAUCGACGUCAAAGCCGGCGGCGGCCAGACGAUGACAAUCGGUAACAUGAUUCGGCAGUGGCUUACCAAGCUAGACUGGUUCUCGACUUUGUUUCCGCGUAUUCCCGUUCCGAUCCAGAAGCAAAUCGAAUCCAAGCUAGAAAAAUUUGCUCGAGACAAUAAUGUAUCGUUUGCGGAUACAUCCGCGGAUCGAUACACGAAAAGUGGUGCUCGUUCAUACGAGCGACCUGGUCUGAGUAGUGCUGGUCCUGCCAGCUCUCGAUCGGCCACGGUGAGCUCGGGUCGAGAAGAUCGUUACGGCAGUGGGGAGACCAGCCGUGGCAAGCGAUCCGAAUGGAGCGGGCAUUGCGAUAGGGAGGAACCGCCUCGGUCCAGUGCUAGGUACGAUCGGGCAGAUGACCGCAGAGAUAGAGACCGGGAUUAUGACAGAGAUCGGGACAGAAGGAAUCGCGACAGGGAUUACGAUCGAGGAGGUGGCAGGGAUCGUCGUGAUCGACGAUCACGAUCCAGGGAGCGCGACCGCCAACGGGAUAGAGAUUACGAUCGGAAGUACCGUUGAGGGGCUAAUCCGGCCAAGUAUUCUAUGCUUAUAAAUCAAUCGUUUAAUUUAUUCCGGAAGUAAAUCUCUUUGACGAACGGUUAGAAAAUACUUAACAAUUAGGACUAAUCCAACAAAAUGGUAGCAAAAAUUACCUAAACGAAAGCAUUGAAAAAACAAAUUCGAUGGAUCGAACAAAAUGAUUGCACUUGUUCUGGGAAGCGCUAAUGAACGGAACACAACUCAGUACCUACCUUUGCCCUUUUUAUUCAGUUAGUAGAUGAUAGCAGAUCAAAAACUGGGCUUACUAAAGCUCAGUGCAGCAACUUCAUUACGGGCUACUUUCUUCUCAGCAGUAACAAUAGAUGUACGUUUUUAUUCUUGUUUUCAAAUUACAAUCUCUCAUUUUUCUUAACGGGUUUUACAAUUUUAUCUACUCUGAAUGGGGAGAUCAUAAAUUAUUACAGACAAGCAAUUUUUUCCAAAUAUUUUCGUCGAAAAGUAUCAUAAAACAUUGUUGUUAUUUCGUUUGCCAAUAUUUAAAACUGUUCAAAUGUAGUAGUACUUCUGAAAGUUAUAAACGGGUAGAGAAAUAAUCAAAUAAUCAGAUUUUCUAACAAUGCGUCGUACCUCAAUCCGCUACAAGGUGUUUCUUUUUUCCUUUAUCAAAUUAUAUGAUCAAGAUUACAUUUUUAACUAUUGCUUUGCAAUAGUUUAUUAGAACUGAAUGCAUGGAAACAUGUUUUUAUAAAAAUAGUAUUCAUUAGUGAAACCUACUUGUAGGACAGGUACGACGCAAUAAUUACGAAAAGAUUCUACCUCAAAACAAUAGAAGAAACUUAAAUUGAAAUGUUAGUUCUGUUACACACACACACAAAUAGCAUAACAAUAGCACGAUCGAAAUCGGUCGCAUACUAGACUAACCGUUUAUUUGUUAUUAAAUCUACUAUCUAAUAAUCUUUCUUUCAGCUUUUACCUUUUCUACCUCCUAUUUUGUUCCACUUACCAAUAACCUUCAAUCAUUACCUCUUAUAUCACUUUUAAAGCACACAUAAACACAUUUUAAAUUUCCUUAUACACUAUCAAUAAACCUUAAACAUGUUAUCUCACACAAACAUAAUACACCCUCACCGAUGGUAUUUGAUGUUAGUCGGAUGUGCACCCUACAGAAGUAUCAAUAUGCAAUUCUCAAGCAUCAGAUUGUCUUUGUUUCCAAAUAAUUCAAAAAUUAAAAAAACACCCACAAAUCUGCUAAAAAGUAGUAAGUAGAACUUCCACAAAUAAAAAAAACUAUGUACACAAAGUACUCGAACCAAUCGAUGAGAUUCUACAAACUGAAAGAAAGGUGAAGUUCAAACAAAUAAUUUUACCUAGGCAAAAAGAAAUGAGAAGACUAUGAGUGCUUAAAAUCGACAAUGGCUCAGGUUUUAGAGAAAUUCGUAUAAACUUACAAACCGAACAUAAAGAAACUCAAAGCAAAAACAUACACACAUUCGAAGCUGACUUACACAUGCUAAUAGGCAGGUCAGUGUACGCAACAUUAGAGACUGGAUCAUUGGAAGCAAACAGCAGCAGCAUCCCUUUUUUUCGAACAUUGAUUUUCUAACUCCAGUUUUGGAGCGGAAAGCAAAUCAAGCAUGUUGUUUUUAAUUCUUACGGUCUUGUGUGGUAUGAAUGCGUUUUCCCCGGGGAAGGUGUGGCUUGAGGAGACCACCAACAAUAAACCUGUGCGAUUGCGCCACUAGGACACUUAAGAAGCUUGUAACGGUAGCGUGAGUUGUCAAUGAUGAAGCAAAAUAAAGA
This is a messenger RNA of Uranotaenia lowii, 3179 nucleotides long. RefSeq names its product pre-mRNA-splicing factor 38B. The transcript has 6 exons. Gene Ontology annotation, cellular component: precatalytic spliceosome. Bases 411 to 1397 code for a protein of 328 amino acids. NCBI's taxonomy places the organism in Eukaryota, Metazoa, Arthropoda, Insecta, Diptera, Culicidae. The record is from RefSeq and is a predicted model, not a curated record.